AUGGUCAGAAUGGCCACUGUUGACACAACGCAUUUUACCCUCGCUGGAGAUGACAAGGAUGAGUGGAUGGCAUCGCUCUCUACGCCGCGAGCCGUGCUUGAUGCCAUCGAGGCUGCUGUAGCAGCCGCGGGCUAUGUGCUCAAGAAGCCGUUUCAGGAAAAUGCAGACCACUUCCGGGCAAAGUUCAAGGGUUAUCCGUCCAAGCGCGGACCAUGGGCUGGCAUCUUUGCCGCCGCCAUCACUGCCAUCACCCAGAUGGGAUACGUGCUUGCUGGUGGCGGUCACUACUGUGCCCAGCCGCAGUUCCAUUUUGUGGCGCCGUCGAUCUACUCGCCGUCCGGCACUAUCGACGAUGCUGCUCCUCCGAGCUACGAUGAGGCCGACGGCGCUGCUAUGAAGGGCGGCAAGUCGAUGAAGGACAAGGCCGCGGACAUGGCCAAGAAGAAAGUUGUGAUGCUCUCGGCAGGCGCGACUGGUGGCUCGAUGAGCACCAACAGUGGUGAGGUCGAUGACAUCCCAGAGCGGCCCAAGGUGAUCCCGCCGGCCGGCGCAGUCUACCAUGUCAUCUCGGCGCAGGCUGAGAAGAUUGUUGUCUCGGCUUCGAUUGGUGAGGAGACGCUUGCAGGGUUGAGCGAGGCGCUCGGCGGCGAGGGCAUGGUGCUGACGGCGCCGUUUGCGCCUUCGGACAAGGAUCGGACGUUUACAGCCAAGGUCGACAAGGUGUGGUCGUUUGAGAAGAAGAUCUCGGCCUUUGACGCUGUCGCUGCCCUCGCCAACGCGCUCUCGACCAUCGGCAUGGUCAUCGAAGGCAUGGCAUACGAGUACCUGUUUGUCAUCCGCGAGCGCGCGCCGUCGGAUCCGCCCGCCGCGCGCCACGCCGCGUUUGCCAUCUCGGGCAAGGACUUUCUCUACGCCACGGCUAACAUGCCGUACGCGGUGACUGAGACAAUCCGUGCAGCGUUUGCACGGAUGAGCUCGUGGGAGGAGGUGCCGACCGGCGGCAAGCAAGUAACGACUACGAUGGAGUACACCACGUUCUACGCCGAGACGGCGGGGCUCAUCGUGGCCACACUGAUGACGCUGCGGGUGCUGCGGUCGUUUGCAGGUGCAGGUGUGGUGCUGAGUGGCGAUGACAACUACGUCGUCUUUCUUGUCCCACUUGAUGGCUCGUUUGUGCCGCUCUCUGACCCGCGGGUGGUCAUCAACCUGUCCCACUCGCGCGUCAAGCUCUCGCCAUGCAACACAGUCGUCCAGACGCUCAUUGCUGAGACGCUCUUGGAGGCUGGGCUCGAGAUGGCGACUGAGGCCGACAAGAAGUUCAACAUCAUCAGUCACAAGCCGUACAGCAACACGUUCGACAACUCGGUCAUCCAGCUCCACAAUCAUGAGUUCAAGUCCAAGUAUGGGGUUCUCGCGGCGUCAAGCGUCAUGAUCAGUCGCAUGAUCAGCCUCGGCUACAUCCCCGAGGCGGUCCAUCACGGAAAGCACAAGGUGUCGUGGACGUCGACAGUUGACGGCAAGACGAAGUAUCACAGCAAGAACUUCCCCGAGGCCAUGAUCGUCUUUCGGCAGAUGAAGUGGGUGACGGCACCGCCGCUCACGCCGACCGAGGGCCGCGGCGUACUCUCUCCGCCAGUCGAAACCGGCGCCAUCCCGCUCCCCGACGGGUGGAUCGAGAAGACGAACCCGGCUACCAACCAGACCUUCUACAUCAAUACGACAAACGGCGAGAUGUCGACUGAGUUUCCGUCGGCGUAG
Molecule: messenger RNA, 1758 nt
Organism: Thecamonas trahens ATCC 50062
Lineage: Eukaryota; Apusomonadida; Apusomonadidae
Exons: 1
Coding region: 1-1758 (585 amino acids)
Molecular function (GO): protein binding
Source: RefSeq, a predicted model, not a curated record